CGCCAAACAAACGUGGUUGUAGAGGAUUUGUGAAUGAUUUCAAUAAACAGUCGCUGGCGGGGAAAACGAAUGACGAUGGAAGGCGGCGACAACAGCGGCGAUGCUGGGCUGCACGAUAGUGCGGAGCAAGGCGUGCAGACGCAACAAUCGCAGCAACAGCAGGAGGGUGGGGAGCGGAGCAGGCAAGGAGGAGGUGAAGAAGCAAAGGAUGUGGACACCGAUGACACGAGUGGAGAGCAGGUGAAGGUGCAAGGAGCAGAAGCAGGGGAAGAGGAGGAGCACGUCACGCAGCACGACGCGACAACCACCACCACAGCAGAGCAGCCGCGAAAGCGCGCCAAACACGGCAGUAACGACGACGAGGCAGAGGAGGCAAGUGGUGCACCUGUGCAGCAGGAGCAGCAGGAGCAGCAGGAGCAAGUGCGUGGAGAAGAGGGUGUGGAGCAGCAAGCACCGCAAAAGCAGCCGGGGCAAAACAGCACCGGCGAGGACAGUUUCGGCCAGACCGAGAAACAUGGUGACUCAACAGCAACAGCAGCAACAAGUGGUGAUGCGGUUGACGAAGUCAGGCACGAGAAGGUGAUGGAUGAAGCCAGCGACGAAGCUGGCGAGGAGGUCAAGCAAAAGGGCGAGGAUGAAAGGGAGAAGAAGAAGGGUGAGGAAGCAACGGAUAAGGGCGAAGGUGAGGAGGAAGGGAAGACGAAUGAGGAAAAGGAUGAAAAGGACGAAGAAGGCAAGGAGAACGACGCGAAAGACGAGAAGGAGAAGGAGGCUGCUUCCGAGGAAGCGCAAGCAGACCCGUUGAUGGUUGUACUGGAGGACCCACGCACAGUUGUGCCAACUGGCAUCAUGGAUGUUGAGAUUCUCAAGCUCAUCCAUCCCAUCAUGGCACAUGGAGAGGACAUGGACAGCGAAGCAAACAUCCAGGCGCUCAAGGAUUACUCCAAGCUGCCAGAGGAUGAGGUUGUUGCUGCGGCCCUGCAGGAGCAUCUUCGCUACUCCAGCGAAACCGCUGCUGAGAUCCAGCGCUUUCCUGGCCGCCGCCGCUCCGUCGUGUAUUUUCGGGACCAGCCGUUCCUUCCAUCGUACAUGUGGCCCCAGGGCAAAGGUGAGUGGUUUACGCCGCUCCUCUUUGUCAAGUGUCUCCUCGGCAUGCUGGAAGACCCAAGCGACGCACAACUUCGCGCCUGGGGCCUGCGCAAAGGAUUGACCAUUCGAGAGCGCGAUUUUCUUCUCAAAUACGAGGCCUUCCACCCAGCUGUCAUCUGCUUGGAGGAUCGCCUGCGCAUGGUUCGGGUUGACCAGGUCAUGUCGUGGUGCAAAGAGUUUCGCCCUGCCGCCUACCGCCGUUACGAUGACGCGCGCUCAAUCCCCUUCCUCGGUUUCAGCGUCUCACGCAGAAAAGCAAUGUUGGAGAGGUUUCGCGCCAACAUCAGGGCCUCCGCUGCACUGGCCGCUGGGUUCAACAAAGCGAUUGCACGGGAGCGAGCAGAGGAGCGACACGAGCACCACGACCUCCUCACGCAGGUGACACUGACCCCACGGGACCAGCAGCUGCACCUCGUUGGCUGUGCCCCGCGCUCAAAGCCGUUUGCACACGACGAAGGCCAACUCAUCGAACCCGUCAAGAACCCGCUUGAGGAUGAGACUGUUGCCCCGGCCCGUCCGCCGUCCGCUAAAGUCGUCAGCGUUCUCCACAGCCAGCGAUCGGGGGAGCGAAAGGAGUUUGAUGAGCACAGAGAGCACCAGAAGUAUCUCGUGAGACGCGCAAUCAAGAAAUUCGGCGGCGACACAGCCGUGGUGAUGCCGAAAGCGCCUGCGGACACGGAGUGCGGCGUGUGCGAGUGCACGGCCGACGAUGGCCCGGGCGGCGACGGUGAACCGGAGGAGCUCCUGACCUGUCUCAGCUGCGACAGAUCAUGUUCGUCAAGCAUUGAUGCGCGUGGUCUUUGUAUCCCCGGCCACGUGUCUGCAACAAUGAAACCUGAGAUGGGGGUGGCGGUCAAAGACAUUAUGACUGGCACUGCGUGGAAUUGCCGCGUGUUUGAGAAAUGCGGCAGCACAAAGGAUGAGAAAGACAUCCUGUUCUGCGACGAGUGUGAUCGCGGUUUCCACACCUACUGCACCGGCCUCACAAGCCUGCCCAGAGGGCGCUGGAUCUGUUCGCACUGCUCCGUGUGCGACGGGUGCAACUUCAAGCCCGACGACCCCUCGACAUACAAGUGGUCGCACUUCACCGACCGCCGCGACAACCAGCGCCGCUUUCUCAAGACAUUUUGCGACGCGUGCUUCAAGAAAUGGAACACUGGUGACUUUUGCCCAAUUUGCCUGGAGCUCUUUGAGCCGUCUGCUGAUUUGCUCGAGUGCAGCCUCUGUUCGCGCCUUGUUCACAAAGACUGCGAAGAUUUGACGCCAGAGGAUGAGGAAACCUUCAAGGCACAAGGUUGGGGCCGGUUUGCCUGCAGCAUCUGUUCUGGGUUCAAACCAGAGCUGUACGAUGCCUUCCAUCGCAAGUACCAGUCCUAA
Salpingoeca rosetta is the source of this 2526-nucleotide messenger RNA. RefSeq lists its product as uncharacterized. The record is from RefSeq and is a predicted model, not a curated record. The coding region runs from base 34 to 2526 and encodes 830 amino acids. Lineage: Eukaryota; Choanoflagellata; Craspedida; Salpingoecidae. The transcript is spliced from 17 exons.